AUGAGCGCCUAUUUGGAGUUCGCCCCGGGCGGGGACGUACUGGCCUCCCCGCCUAACGGGUGCUUGGGCCCGGACCCCCGGCCUCCGCCUCCUCCUUUCUCCCCAGUUGGCCUCCAGGUCACCUACCAACCGGGCACCGCACCUGCCGCCCACUACGGCUUCGCCUUCCCCCGCGGGCCCGGCUACCCGGAGGACGCCACCGACGGAGCCGUCCACUACGCCGCCUCGGCCGUCUUCCCCGGGGCGGACUACGGGGGCUUCGCCCCUCCGGGCCCCUUCCAGACCGGCUCCCCCUCCCCCGGCUCCUGCCCCGAGUCCACCUCGCCCCCCUCGGGGCUCCCCGCGGCCCUCGGCACGUUCGACUGGAUGAAGGUGAAAAGAAACGCGCCCAGGAAAAGCAAACUCUCAGAGUUUGGAGCUCACAGCCCCGCCAGCACGAUUCGCACCAAUUUCAGCACCAAGCAACUGACGGAACUGGAAAAGGAGUUUCAUUUUAAUAAAUACUUAACUCGGGCCCGGCGCAUAGAAAUCGCCAACUCCCUGCAGCUGAACGACACUCAAGUCAAAAUCUGGUUCCAGAACCGAAGGAUGAAACAGAAGAAAAGGGAGAGGGAAGGGCUGUUGGCCAGCUCCCCUUCCGCAGCCUCCUUCCCAACCCCUCUCUCAGGAACGAACCCUACCAAGUGUGCUCAAAAGGCUGAAUCCUCCUCCCCGACCCAAGACUCUUCCUGAUUCACACCCCAGCCCAGUACGGUUAAGUCUCAGAGGGCUGUUUGGACGCUCAAAGCUCCAGCCCCGAACCCACCUACCCCUCCAAGCCACCAGAUUUAAUCCACGCCAGGGAG
Molecule: messenger RNA, 845 nt
Organism: Tachyglossus aculeatus (Australian echidna)
Lineage: Eukaryota; Metazoa; Chordata; Mammalia; Monotremata; Tachyglossidae
Gene: HOXD1
Product: homeobox D1
Exons: 2
Coding region: 1-732 (243 amino acids)
Biological process (GO): regulation of transcription by RNA polymerase II
Cellular component (GO): nucleus
Molecular function (GO): DNA-binding transcription factor activity, RNA polymerase II-specific; RNA polymerase II cis-regulatory region sequence-specific DNA binding
Source: RefSeq, a predicted model, not a curated record